Penaeus indicus is the source of this 1462-nucleotide messenger RNA. RefSeq names its product E3 ubiquitin ligase Rnf157-like. Lineage: Eukaryota; Metazoa; Arthropoda; Malacostraca; Decapoda; Penaeidae. Bases 85 to 1311 code for a protein of 408 amino acids. Gene Ontology annotation, molecular function: ubiquitin protein ligase activity. The transcript has 9 exons. The record is from RefSeq and is a predicted model, not a curated record. Gene Ontology annotation, cellular component: cytoplasm. Gene Ontology annotation, biological process: protein ubiquitination.
GCUGUUUUGAGGAAGAGGCGGAGGCGAAGACGCUCCCUGUUUCCAGCUUUUUCCGAGGCGUCUGGGGCGUUUGGUGAGGCAGUCAUGGGGGCUAUAACCAGUAGACAGAACGCUGGCGUGGAGGAGGUGGAUAUUGGGGUCAACCACGCCUACAGAUACCCUCCAAAAUCAGGAAACUACUUCAGCAGUUAUUUCAUUAUGGGAGGGGAACGGUUUGACACAGCAGUGCCAGAGAUGUAUCUCUUUGGUGAGAACAUGGAUGUCAACUUUUUAGGUUCUCGUCCAGCUCCAUUUCCCUAUCCUGCUCCAACAGCAAAUGAACCAAGCAAAACACUAAAGGCACUCCUCAAUAUAAGGAAAGAGAGCUUGCGCUUUGUGCGAGCACCAGACGACUCUGCCAUGUUAAAAGAGGCAGAGGAUAGAACGGCCACAACUAGAUUUAACAUUGAGUUCACUUUUGACUGUGAUGUGCGAUGUGCUAUAACUAUCAUGUACUUCUGUACUGAAGAGGUGACAAGCAAUGGAAUAAUCUACACUCCACGUGAUCCCAACAUGAAUUCGGAGACCUACCACUACAAGCGAGGAGCAAAUCAACAGUUUUCACAAGUCUGCCAUGUGUUUGACCCAUCACUAUACCCCGAGGAAGAUCUGAUGUAUAGCUUUGACCGUGAAGUUAUGCCCAUCGUCAUUUACUGUCUGGCAGAGGAAGGGGAAGAUGAAUUUUCCACAGAGCCUCGCCAGUCCCACGUGACGUUCGCUGUGGUGGAGAAGCACAGCGAGGGAUAUGUCUUGAAGCCCCUCAAGCAAAAGCUGUUCGUGGACGGGCUGUCGUACCUCCUGCAGGAAAUCUAUGGCAUCGAGAACAAAAAAGCAGACAAUGCCAAAGUGGCAACAGAGGAGGACACAGAGGAUAAUGGAGCAGAAUGUGUCAUCUGCAUGUGUGACCUGCGAGACACUCUCAUUCUGCCCUGCCGUCAUCUGUGUCUGUGUAAUUGCUGUGCAGAUUCCCUCAGAUACCAAGCCAACAACUGCCCCAUUUGCCGUGCUCCAUUCAGAGCUUUGCUGCAGAUAAAAGCCCUUCAGAAGAGUACUGGACAGGUGACCAAUCCACAGCCAAACACUGAGGUAGACAAGGCUGCGCAUGUGGUAGUUUCGUUCUUGCCAGACAAGCAAGGAGACUGCGAGGAUGAUGAGGGUUGGCUUGCAUGCACUGCUUUGAUUGGAAACCUGGAUGCCCCUGACAUUGCUAAAUACCAACAUGACACUUAUGCUAAAUUAUUUGUAGGUUUGCUCUAUGCAUUUCUCUUUUAGUAAGGAAAUCAGUAGCAUAGAUUAACACUUUAACACUUUGAAAGAUCUCUAGGGUGAAUUUUUUUAACACCAUAGAAAAGAUACUAUAUGGAUGGUGUAAAAUUGAAUAAAAGAUCAUUUAAAUUUGCUUUCUCCUCCCUACCCCAGGGCU